UUGCUGCUCUCAUUACUAGCCACAUGGGAAGGUAAUUAGAAGAGUAAGUCACCCUCGGUGCAGGCGGGGGCAAUUAAUUUCCAGACGCAAAGCUGAAGCGCUCUUUAGAUGAAGCAAGGGAAUGGAUUAAUUGUGUCACAGUUACUGCCUCUGGUGACAGUCAGCAAGAGGAGCUGACCUCAGGAUUUCUGUCCCCUUCAUCCAGUAAAAGGAAUGGUCACUAAGACUCACAAAGGAGACCUGGGCCUUGGGCUCCCAGAGAAAAAGAAAAAGAAGAAGAAAAAGAAGGUAGUUAAAGAACCAGAGACUCAAUACUCGGUUUUAAACAGUGACAGUUAUUUUGCGGAGGUUCGUCCCACAAGAACCACAUCACCCUCGAAGAAUAUGGUCCAAGAGCAGGCACCUGAAAUGCCUCUAAUGAAGCAAAAGAAGAAAAAGAAGGGUCACAGCACCGUCUGUGAGGAGCCCCUAGACCCUGAGACCAUGUUACGUGCCAGACGGAUUGAGCCAUUGCCCAGCCCCAGGAAGCAGGCACUUGGUCCAUCUGAGUCCCUCGGCAGGGAAAAGAAGAAGAAGAGAAAGUCCGUGUCCCCUGGCUCAAGGGUGAAGACCUCCCCAGACCCCAGGCAGGGCGAGGAGGUGACCAGAGUUGGCAAGAAGCUCAAAAAACACAAGAAGGAGAAGAAGGUGCAGGAAGCUACAGCCUUCUCAGCCAGGGACUCUUGGUUCUGUGAGACCAGGGAUGCUUUGUACACUUGCUCAGUUGGGAAGGGUGGCGUCCCUGAGCAGGCAGCCUUGGGACAGAAACGGAAGCAGGGGAGCCCCAGGGAACACAACAUGAAGAUGAAGAAGAAAAAGAAAAUCCACCAGGAGGGAGAUAUCCCCCUGGGGCACCCUGAGCUCUCCAGGUCUGUGGAGAGCAGCCGUAGGAAAGGAAGUAAAAAGAAGUCAGUCAAAGUUGAAGCUCCAGAAUACAUCCCAAUAGGAGAUGACCCCAAGGCUCCUGUGAAGAAGAAAAUGAAGUCCAAGAAAAAGGCAGAGCAGGCAGACACUGAGGAGCCAGCUCUGAAGAGGAAGAAGAAGAGGCAGGAGAGCAGAGUAGCAGGAGAACCUUGGGAGGAGGAGCCCGACACGGACUUGGAGGUAGUGUUGGAAAAGAAGGGCAACAUGGACGAGGCACACAUAGACCAGGUGGCUGUGAAGACCAAACGAGGCCGUUUGGAAGGCGCUCAGCAGGGGCCCGCCCGAGACCUGUGCUUUGUAAGUGGCAGCCGUUCACCUGCCUGCAUCCUCACGCUGUGUCAGCAAGUGCUUGCUGGACAGAAGCAACAGGGUGUGAUGUGGGGACGGCCCGUGUCGUGGCCCUGCUGCUCCAGGAGAGAGAAAUGGAGGAGUGCUUGCAAGGAGGGGGGCCUACAAGAUGCUGCGAGGAAGUUCCUAACGCCUUUGGGGGACCAGUUUCGCGACAGGGAGCAGCAGGUGAGGCUUCACUGGCCCGCUGCUCGCCUCCUGCGGACCGGACCGGGUGUUGGGGACCCCGCUACCACCUAA
This is a messenger RNA of Physeter macrocephalus (sperm whale), 1551 nucleotides long. It is a transcript of the gene KNOP1, whose product is annotated as lysine rich nucleolar protein 1. The record is from RefSeq and is a predicted model, not a curated record. The transcript has 5 exons. Lineage: Eukaryota; Metazoa; Chordata; Mammalia; Artiodactyla; Physeteridae. The coding region runs from base 214 to 1551 and encodes 445 amino acids.